UUCGAACAAGAUCCCCAUGCUUCUCCUGUUCAGAGUCUAAACCAUGUUGAUGAGAUUUGCAAGCCCCAAUGAGCGCCGCACAAUCAGUCGCGAAGACCUCGGCUUCUACAACGCGCUCUCCAUAGCGGCCGUGUACGAGGUUCUAGAGGGGGAAAAAAUAGACCUUGAAUCAGUUCACUCAUUUGUGGCGCCUCUCAAAGCAUGCAUCCUGCAGCACCCAUUUCUCAGCGUCAUUGUGGCCAACAAGGAUACCGAAAAGCCAGCCUACGAGGGGGUCUCCAGUAUCGAUCUCAAGGAUCAUAUCUCGAUCCUUCCAGAUCAACUUAGCAGCAGCGGCAACGAGACUGCAGCCUUUGAAAACGCGCUGGUUCCAAUCCUUGACAGACCAUGGCCGACAGGGAUCCCGCCCUGGCGCAUCGUCGUGCUUCCUCUGGCCUCAUCUCAACGAUCCGACAAAGAAGACAAAGCCGGAACGCGUCGCUGCUGGAUCGCCUUCGCCUUCUCGCACACUCUCGGCGACGGCAUGGUCGGACUCACCUUCCAUCGCACGUUUCUCGAUGCCUGGCAGCAAACCACGGCCACAGACAAGAUGUCUGAAUCGCUGACGAUCCCGCUACCCGCCAGUCGAACGCUUCCCGCGCCCUUUGACACACCGGAGCGACUUCCCAUAUCCUGGAAUUUCCUUCUCGGACCAUUGAUAGCAGUGUAUUUGCCCAAGUUCCUGGCUCGAUGGCUCGGGCUUCACGCAGCCGUCACGACCGUCAACGCCGGAACAUGGACGGGGUCGCACAUGUUUUUCAACCCUGCAGCUCCCCGUCAGAGCCGAGUGAAGCUGCUGGAGAUCGAGAACCGACUGGUGCAGAAAGCACUCCAGACCGCGAGAAGCCACGACGCCAAGCUCACCGGCGUCAUCCACCAGCUGAUCAUCCGGGCGUUGAGCAAGACCAUCCCUGGCAAAUCCGGGGGGAGCGAGGUGGUGACGAAUUUCGCCUCGCAGACGGCCGUCGAUAUGCGCGCCUCAAUAGGCACUCCGGCGUAUACCUGGGGUCUCUUUGUCUCGGGAUAUUACGAGACCCAUGCCCGUCUCCCACCGGAACAACAACAACAGCAGCAGCAGCAGCAGCAGCAGCAGCAGCAGACGGCGUGGUCAGAGGAGCUGUGGGCGGCUGCAAGGUCGACAACGAUGGGACUCGCGGAAUGCGCGACGCGACUGAAUGACCAGGCGAUCGGUUUGUUGCGAUACGCCCCGAGCAUUCGCAACUGGACGCUGGGCAAGGUCGGCGGCCCGCGCGAUUGCUCGUAUGAAGUGAGCAAUCUUCUCGCCUUUGACGGCGGCAGGAGUGGCUCCAAUGGUGUUCCACACCAAGGGAAGAAGAGAAUCACCAAGAUGGUCUUUGCGCAGCCGGCGAAUGUUCUCAGCGGGCCGCUUGUCUUCAAUAUCGUCAGCGUCAAGGGGGGCAGUUUGGUGUGCGCCAUCUCCUGGCAGGCGGGGGCCUUGGGGGUCUGCGAUGAUGAGAUGGGGGUUGUCGAGGAGAUAUGUGCAUCUCUGCGAGAGGACUUUGAAGCCUUGGAAUAGAUGUACAUUACAUAUUAAUCUUAUACAUUCACUACUAUAUCUG
Molecule: messenger RNA, 1619 nt
Organism: Penicilliopsis zonata CBS 506.65
Lineage: Eukaryota; Fungi; Ascomycota; Eurotiomycetes; Eurotiales; Aspergillaceae
Exons: 2
Coding region: 44-1576 (510 amino acids)
Molecular function (GO): N-acetyltransferase activity
Source: RefSeq, a predicted model, not a curated record